AUGGAUACCGUCUCGCGUUCGGCUCGGUUUCGGGCGCCAAGCGCAGUUCAGCUCGUCUUUUCCGUCGUGUCCCAGAUCCAUGCGAUUCCUACCAAGCAUCGCGGCUGUCUUCUCGGGCGGUACCGUCAAACGACGACCGGCGAUCAGGUAAUGCAGGUCGGACUAUUUCCACUGGCCGUUACUUCCUUUCUCUUCCUCUCCUACAUAGGCAUGCACGUCAAAAAGGGACGGGGACCGUGCUCUGGUCCCUUUCCCCCUCCUGCCUCGUUGGGCCUCCGCAGAGCCUUUCUUUGGCUUGUGAACCUCCCGCCUGUUUGGACGUGGUCCGAGGCUGGUGGUGGGAAACAAAAGUCUUCAGUCGUGUGCGAUAGACUUCGAGCGGCGCCUGGAUCUCGCCAACUCGGCACCGACGACGGCGAUCCAUCGGCAAGAGACUCUGGAGCUGCGAGCGCUGACCCAUGGUUUCCCGUGUCAAAUGCCAACACCUUGCGCGCUUCGGAUACCACAAGCACGCAGCAGGCGCGUCUUGCCCUGCUCAAGAAGAUUUUCAAACCAGCCGCCCACUUGCAGAAAGGCUCUAUCGAGUACGAAAGGCUGGCGCGCUCCGAACGGGUAUGGGAAGAUUACUUUAUGCCCGGCAACAGCCUCAAGAUGGGGUACGUCGAUGUGCAGCGGAAACUGACGGGCCUGCUGAGUGAAAUCGAUCACCUCAGAGGCAGACUGCCAGUGACGGGCCCUAGGGAAAACCCUGUGAAAGACUCGAUCCGCAAUUUCGAAAGCCUGCGUGGUGGUCUUGAACAAGUUUGCCUUGCCUCCACGCCCAGCAGCGAGCUUGCCAGACUUGUGACGGCGUGGACUGCUCCAAGAGGCGCAGGCGUCAUCGAGUCAGCCACGCAUGAGCUGCAGAACCACAUCAUCGCAUCGCAAUGGGUCGCAAAGAACGCGGCGGCCAAGGCUGGUAUAGCAGGACUGUGCGAAGUUGAAGUACGAGUCCUCGCCGUGGUGUCCGUCGUCAAUACAGACUCCGAGUCGGCCUAUGACACCUGGAGAACAGACUCGAAAAAGGCUGGCGGCAACUUGGUAUGGGGAUCGAAAGUCCCGCUGAGAGAGUACCGUAAUCUACCCAUCAGCGUACGCAGCAAUCGUCUUCGAACCUUUCCGUACCUGCAAGAGGUCCCGGCUUGCAUGGAGAGGUUCUUCCAAUAUCGGGACCUGCAGCAUCGAGAGAAGGCGCUGCACCCGCUGAUUUUGGCUUGUCAGAUGACGGCUUACUUUGUUCUCGUUCAGCCCUUUCCCGAUGGCAAUGGGCGUACCAGUCGCAUGGUUAAGCAGGAUUACCUGGCGCGUCAGGGCUACAGUCCCGUCAUCACCCGGGACUUGAAGCGGGAAGACUACCUGCGGAUGAUCUACGGCGCCGGCCAAGGCAAACCGGAGGAAUUCGUCAUAGCGGUGCUUGAGGCUCAAGUGGCCGUGUUGCACCAGGCUUCCACACGCCUCAAGAUGUAG
Colletotrichum lupini is the source of this 1506-nucleotide messenger RNA. RefSeq names its product fic/DOC family protein. Lineage: Eukaryota; Fungi; Ascomycota; Sordariomycetes; Glomerellales; Glomerellaceae. The transcript is spliced from 5 exons. The coding region runs from base 1 to 1506 and encodes 501 amino acids. The record is from RefSeq and is a predicted model, not a curated record.